This is a messenger RNA of Recurvomyces mirabilis, 180 nucleotides long. RefSeq lists its product as uncharacterized. The record is from RefSeq and is a predicted model, not a curated record. Lineage: Eukaryota; Fungi; Ascomycota; Dothideomycetes; Mycosphaerellales; Teratosphaeriaceae. Bases 1 to 180 code for a protein of 59 amino acids. The transcript is spliced from 2 exons.
AUGGCCCAGCGAGCUAUAGCGAAAACAGAGGCGCUCAAGGCUACCAUUACGCACCGUCCCAAGACAUCGUCGCCACUUAAGGCAAGCAUGACGGUCGAACCGCCUCCGCUACCACCUCGCGCGGCGUCCCCAGCUCUGCACAUGAAUGUCAAUCGCUUCGCUGUAGAGGCUGGCUACUGA